Messenger RNA from Cladocopium goreaui, 1106 nucleotides. Lineage: Eukaryota; Dinophyceae; Suessiales; Symbiodiniaceae. The record is from the annotation of a GenBank genome assembly.
GAUGGUGAAGUGGAAAAAACGGCACCAAAAAACGGCAGAGUGGUCGUUGUUGACCCUUUGGUCAACCUGGGGGUUCGAUUUUGGACCCGCAACUUGGGGAUACUUGAUGCCAUGAUCAUUUCUUUUUGACUCAAGUUUGUAGCCUCAGCAUUUGUUUCACCUUCAUUGCCAUGGAUUCGCAGGGUUACGCUUCCAGUGUGCUUCCUGGGGACGUGCCAAUGUCAGAGGAGAUCAUUGGUGAGGAAUUGAUGAACUUGUGGGACAAGAUGAACUUGGAUCAUGUCAAGGCUGUUGAAAUCGAUUCUGCCACCACCGUUUCUUUCGAGGUGUAUUUGAUCCCAGAAGCGCGCAUCCCUUCUCUGUCCCUCAGCGAAGACCCAGGCUCUAAGAUCCCCAAAACAGACGAGUUCAGAGACUUGGAGGUCUCCACAAUGGCUGGGAAAAUCAUCAAAAUCCAAGUUGCUCCAAACUCCAGCGUGGCCAUGGUGAAGGAUGCUUUGCAAAAACCUUUGGGCCUACCUGCGCUGCUGCAGCGGAUAGUCCUUUCCGCCAAAGAAUUGGAGGAUUCAGAACAACUUCCUCCAGAGGUCACUGCGUUGACUGUUUUGCGCCGCGAGCCACCUCCCAUCACUACGGAAGAGUUCUUGGAAAGCCUGGCCUUUGGUGCUCACGCUUGGGACAACACCCUGGUGUCCAAAUGGCAUGGAUUUGAUACCUAUUCCAGCUUUCCAGUGACUAAAGACGAGAUUUUUGAAUGGCUAUGCAACUUCCGAAAAAUGAAGCACACCGCCUUCACGGUCGAACACUUUCUGACGUCGCUGAACGUGUGGUUCCACGAAAGCAGUGGCGAUGAUGAACAGGAAGUAGUGCACCCUGAAAGUUUUUUGACAGAUGUGGGGAAGUUGCAAGGCUUUCUGGAGCAGCAUUGUCACUCUCCAUCUCUGUUCCAGGUCUACGAAGACACUUGCUGUCACGACGACGAUCAGGAGUUCAUGUUGUUCAUUGCAGGUCGUCUGAAAGUGGCAUCUGACACUCUGAUGGUGGCAGCUGUUCACCUGAAUUGUUGGAUCUAAAAAAAAUCCAGGGCACAGAGCCGACCAGGCGAG